AUGGCGAGGGGUUUGAAUCCCCCAAUCAGCUUCGGCCACUGUUUGCUGUCUCUGCUGAUGCUUAAGAGCUGCUGGCUGCUAGGCUCUACAUCUCCGAAGCCCGCAGACUCCCAGCCGCCCCAGCAGGAGUAUGCCUCCUCCAUCCGACUGGAUGGCGACAUCAUCCUGGGUGGCUUGUUCCCUGUGCAUGCUCGCGGUGAAAGGGGCGUGCCUUGUGGCGAGCUGAAGAAAGAAAAGGGCAUCCACAGGUUGGAGGCAAUGCUGUUCGCCAUCGACCUCAUCAACAAGGAUCCAGAGCUGCUACCCAACGUUACGCUGGGGGCACGAAUUCUGGACACAUGUUCGCGUGACACCUAUGCUCUGGAGCAGUCACUCACCUUUGUCCAGGCGCUCAUUGAGAGGGAUGGAUCUGACGUGCGCUGCUCUAACGAUGUCCUGCCCAUCUUUGCCAAACCAGAUAAGGUGGUGGGCGUCAUUGGGGCGUCAGCCAGCUCUGUGUCGAUCAUGGUGGCCAACAUCCUGCGACUGUUCAAGAUUCCUCAGAUUAGCUACGCUUCAACAGCUCCAGAGCUCAGCGACAACACCCGCUACGACUUCUUCGUCCGCGUGGUCCCUCCAGACUCCUACCAGGCUCAAGCCAUGCUGGACAUCGUGACGGCGAUGGGCUGGAACUACGUGUCCACGCUCGCCUCCGAGGGAACCUAUGGCGAGAGCGGCGUAGAGGCCUUCGUCCAGAUCUCCAGGGAUUCAGGUGGGGUCUGCAUCGCCCAGUCUCUGAAGAUUCCUCGGGAGCCGAGACCCGGCGAGUUCGACAAGAUCGUCCUGCGUCUGAUGGAGACAUCCAACGCCCGUGCUGUCAUUAUGUUUGCCAAUGAGGACGACAUUCGGCGAGUCCUGGAUGCGGCGAAACGCAACAACCUGACGGGCCACUUCCUGUGGGUGGGCUCUGACAGCUGGGGCUCCAAGAUCUCGCCAGUGGUCCAACAGGAGCGGGUGGCGGAGGGCGCCAUCACCAUCCUCCCCAAGAGGGCGUCAGUGGACGCGUUCGACCGCUACUUCAAGAGCCGCUCUCUCUCCAACAACCGAAGGAACGUCUGGUUUGCCGAGUUCUGGGAGGAAAAUUUCGGCUGUAAGCUGGGGAUGCACGGCAAGAGACUAGGCAACCUCAAGAAAUGUACAGGUUUGGAGAAAGUGGGCCGUGACUCCACCUACGAGCAGGAGGGGAAGGUGCAGUUUGUGAUGGACGCCGUGUACGCCAUGGCCCACGCUCUGCACAACAUGCACCGCGAGCUCUGUGCCGGAUCCCCCGGGCUGUGUCCGCGUAUGGCCAACAUCGAUGGCAAAGAACUGCUGGCUCACAUUUUCCCCGUUAACUUCAAUGGAAGUGCAGGAACUCCUGUCAUCUUUAACAAGAAUGGCGAUGCCCCUGGGCGCUACGACAUCUUCCAGUAUCAGAUCAACGACGGCUCGACAGCGGAGUACAAGGUCAUCGGACACUGGACCAAUCAGCUGCAUCUAUAUAUGGAGGCCCUGCAGUGGACCACCGGCGAAUCCUCUCUUCCCAUCUCUGUGUGCAGUCAGCCCUGCCGGACUGGCGAGAGGAAGAAGGUGGUGAAGGGCGUCCCGUGCUGCUGGCACUGUGAGCGCUGUGAGGGAUACCACUUCCAGGCCAGCGAGUUCACCUGCGAGCUUUGCCCCUACGAAAAGAGACCAGACCAGAAUCGCACCGGCUGCCAGUCUAUUCCCAUCAUCAAACUGGAGUGGCACUCCCCCUGGGCGCUUGUGCCCGUCUUCAUCUCUGUGCUGGGGAUCAUUGCCACUACCUUCGCUAUCGUCACCUUUGUCCGUUACAACGACACCCCCAUCGUGCGUGCCUCCGGGCGGGAGAUGAGCUAUGUACUUCUGACAGGUAUCUUCCUGUGCUACAUCAUCACCUUCCCCAUGAUCGCUGCGCCUGAUGUCGCCGUCUGCUCGUUCCGGCGCAUCUUCCUUGGCCUCGGCAUGUGCUUCAGCAAUGCUGCGCUGCUCACCAAGACAAACCGCAUCCACCGCAUCUUUGAGCAGGGCAAGACGGCAGUGACAGCACCACGCUUCAUCUCACCUGCCUCCCAGCUUGUCAUCACCUUCUCACUCAUCUCAGUCCAGCUGCUGGGCGUCCUGUUGUGGUUCGCUAUCGACCCACCGCACACUUUUGUGGAUUAUGGAGAGCAGCGGACUCAGGAUCCUGAGAACGCACGUGGCGUGCUCAAGUGUGACAUAUCUGACCUGUCGCUCAUCUGCUCUCUGGGAUACAGCAUCCUCUUGAUGGUCACGUGCACCGUAUACGCCAUCAAGACACGUGGCGUGCCAGAGACCUUCAACGAGGCCAAACCCAUUGGAUUUACUAUGUACACAACCUGCAUCAUCUGGCUCGCAUUCAUCCCCAUCUUCUUUGGCACAGCACAGUCAGAAGAGCGGAUGUACAUCCAGACGGCCACGCUGACCAUUUCCCUCAGCCUCAGCGCCUCUGUCUCUCUGGGCAUGCUCUACAUGCCCAAGGUCUACAUCAUCGUCUUACACCCGGAGCAGAACGUCCCGAAACGCAAGCGCAGCUUUAAGUCCAUCGUCACCGCCGCCACCAUGACCAGCAAGCUGUCACAGCUGGCAGCUGAGCGGCCUAACGGCGAGGUGAAGACGGAGCUGUGUGAGGGCGUGGAGGCCAGCGUGCCUCCAACAAAAACCACCUACGUCAGCUACACCAACCACGCCAUGUGA
Molecule: messenger RNA, 2754 nt
Organism: Limanda limanda (common dab)
Lineage: Eukaryota; Metazoa; Chordata; Actinopteri; Pleuronectiformes; Pleuronectidae
Gene: grm8b
Product: glutamate receptor, metabotropic 8b
Exons: 10
Coding region: 1-2754 (917 amino acids)
Biological process (GO): regulation of synaptic transmission, glutamatergic; G protein-coupled glutamate receptor signaling pathway
Cellular component (GO): membrane
Molecular function (GO): group III metabotropic glutamate receptor activity
Source: RefSeq, a predicted model, not a curated record